GCCAGAUUAGAGUGUAUCAAGAUACAAGAAUGAUAGGUAAAUACAAUAUGGUUGUCAUAAAUAAAAGCAUGCAUGCCCAUCUAAAGUUAAUCUGUGGCAGGAUUUAACUGGGUCGUUAAUUAGUUGUUCUAUUAGGACAAGGAUCUUCACAGUUCCUAAACCGGACAUGAUUCAGUUGACCCAACCGAAGCAACUUCCAAGUCAUAGUCCAACUUCUAGAUUCCUUUUGGGUUUAAAGGUAAUCCUCACGUCAGAAUCUGUAUAAAUUUCUUUAUUUUUUGUCAGCAAUCUAUGUAAACUGUUCCCCCUUUUCUAUCCCUUAUUCACUUUCUUCUCGAUCGAUCCUACGUGACGUCCAGGGAACUUAUUUAAAUCUAAACUUUCAGAAUCUUUGAAUCUCGCGCACACAAUCUUCGUGCGUUUUUGGCUAUGACUCAGAUUUUGAUCCAUAGAAACAGAACUCUCUGUCUUGUCCCAAUCAUCUACGUUCUCUUAUUCUGUUUCCCCCGCCGGCUUUUCGCCCGAAACCUACCGGAGGAAUAUACAACAAACAUAACUCAAACAAUCAAAGUCAGCAACGCCACGCGGCAUGAUUUCUCACGCCUUAUAGACGUCCAACUAGGCAGCCACGUCAGCGGCGUAUCCGAGCUCAAAAGAUAUCUGCACCGUUUCGGUUACGUCAAAGACGACUGCACUGAUGGCGCUAAGAACUUCUCCGACGUGUUCGAUGGCCGUCUUGAAUCCGCGAUCUCUCUGUACCAACAGAAUCUCGGUUUACCGAUAACCGGGAGACUCGACACUAGCACCGUCGCCCUCAUGUCGUCACCGCGAUGUGGCGUUAGCGACACGCACAUGAUCAACAACGCUAGCAUGCACAUAACGGCGCGUUACACGUACUUCGGCGGUAAGCCGAAGUGGAACCGCGACACGCUAACGUACGCCUUCUCGGAAACGCACAGACUCGACUACCUGACAUCCGGCGACGUCAAAACGGUUUUCCGGCGAGCCUUCGGCCGGUGGGCGAGCGUGAUUCCGGUGAGUUUCAAGGAGGUCGACGAUUACACGACGGCGAAUUUAAAGAUCGGGUUUUUCGCCGGCGAUCACGGCGACGGGCAGCCGUUUGACGGGCUCCUCGGGACUUUAGCGCACGCCUUCGCGCCGAAGAACGGGCGGGUCCACUUCGACGCGGCGGAGACGUGGGUCGUCAACGGCGACUUCGGAUCAACGGUCGCAGUUGACUUGGAGUCCGUGGCGACUCACGAGAUUGGUCACUUGUUGGGGUUAGGACACAGCUCGCACGAGUCAGCGGUCAUGUACCCGACUAUCCCGCCAAGGACCAAGAAGGUUGACCUUACGGUUGAUGACGUGGCGGGUGUACUCAGGCUAUAUGGGGCGAAUCCAAAAUUACGGUUGGAUUCACUGGCGCAGCUGAAAGAUUCUCUUCGAAACGGCGGCGUAUCAGAGGGAUUCUUGUCGGGGUAUGUUACAGGUUAUGCUCUGCUGAUUCUUUUGACUCUUUUACUAUAAGGUUUAUAGGAAAAAUAAAUAGUGAGGAAAGUGAUAUUUUGAUUAUUUUCCAUUGCCAUUAUGGUGGCUUUUCCUAAUGGAUUAUUAUUCUUUGAUUUAUUAAAUAAUUUGGAGUUUAUGUACUUCGUUAUCGCAUAAGUUGAAAGAUUAAGAAGAUGUUAC
Molecule: messenger RNA, 1689 nt
Organism: Raphanus sativus (radish)
Lineage: Eukaryota; Viridiplantae; Streptophyta; Magnoliopsida; Brassicales; Brassicaceae
Product: metalloendoproteinase 1-MMP-like
Exons: 1
Coding region: 430-1527 (365 amino acids)
Biological process (GO): proteolysis; collagen catabolic process; extracellular matrix organization
Cellular component (GO): extracellular matrix
Molecular function (GO): zinc ion binding; metalloendopeptidase activity
Source: RefSeq, a predicted model, not a curated record